Peromyscus leucopus (white-footed mouse) is the source of this 1400-nucleotide messenger RNA. RefSeq names its product cytoglobin (gene Cygb). The transcript is spliced from 4 exons. Bases 98 to 670 code for a protein of 190 amino acids. The record is from RefSeq and is a predicted model, not a curated record. Gene Ontology annotation, molecular function: oxygen binding; heme binding; iron ion binding. Lineage: Eukaryota; Metazoa; Chordata; Mammalia; Rodentia; Cricetidae. Gene Ontology annotation, biological process: oxygen transport.
UCCCGCCCGCCCGCCCGCCCGCCUCGCACGCACCAACCUCGGCUCCGGCUCCCCGCUCCCGCCGCCUAGCGAAGCCGCGCUGGGCUCGGAGCUGCUCAUGGAGAAAGUGCCGGGCGACAUGGAGAGAGAUCGCAGGGAGCGGAGCGAGGAGCUGUCCGAGGCAGAGAGGAAGGCGGUCCAGGCUACGUGGGCCCGGCUGUAUGCCAACUGCGAGGACGUGGGGGUGGCCAUCCUGGUGAGGUUCUUUGUGAACUUCCCAUCAGCCAAGCAGUACUUCAGCCAGUUUAGACACAUGGAGGACCCCUUGGAGAUGGAGAGGAGUCCCCAGCUUCGGAAGCAUGCCUGUCGGGUCAUGGGGGCCCUCAACACUGUCGUGGAGAACCUGCAUGACCCAGACAAGGUCUCCUCUGUGCUUGCCCUGGUCGGCAAGGCCCACGCCCUCAAGCACAAGGUGGAACCGGUGUACUUCAAGAUUCUCUCUGGGGUCAUUCUGGAGGUGAUCGCCGAGGAGUUUGCCAAUGACUUCCCUCCUGAGACGCAGAAAGCCUGGGCCAAGCUGCGCGGUCUCAUCUACAGCCACGUGGCGGCUGCCUACAAGGAAGUGGGCUGGGUACUGCAGGUCCCCAACAGCACCACCCCACCGACCACGCUGCCCUCUUCCGGGCCAUAGGGCCCCUCCCAGCUCCCCCCUCCCUGGCAGCACUUUGGGCAGAAGGCUGAGUUCUGAAGACACUCCUUGACCUUCCAUUUCUGGGUGCCAAGGAAGCUGGAGGAAUCCCGACUCAACUUCCCGAAAGGAGGCCUUCCUCAUGGCCCUGGCCCCCCAGGCUGCUGGGAGGUGGGGCGGCUACCUUGAUGCUGAACCUAGCCGUGGGGACCCUUCUGCCUCACAGCAGGGGGCGCUCUCGUCUUGGCUUUUCUACUUACUGUUAGAGAGGGCCCCAGCAAGUGGCCGGUGGGAAGCGAGGACAAGCCUACGAGUCACUGCAGAAAGGAACUAGCCCCGCUUCGUCUGCCCACCAGCAUGCAGGCUCACCUCGCCAUCUUAGAGUAUCACGCACACAUGUCUACCAUAUAUACAGAUAUAUCUAUAUACGACCUCUAUAUAAAUAUAUAUACGUACAUAUCUAUCGCGUGUACCUGCAGGCCCAGAAGCCUGGGUCUUGCCCAGCUAUGGGAGGCCAGGAGGAGUCCUGGUCAUGCUUCUGGGAAGUUCUAUGAGGAGCAGAGAGAAAUCCUCCAACAGCACUGGGGGGGGGGCAGUGGUAGAGUUGGGGUGACUCACCUCAUCCCCAUAGCUCAGCGCUCUGCAUUCCUGCCCCUCUACAAAAAAGAAAAGGAAGGAAGGAAGGAAGGAAGGAAGGAAGGAAGGAAGGAAGGAAGGAAGGAAGGAAGGAAGG